AGGCUCAUAACGGAAGCAUCACGAUACUACAGUUCAUUGAGGAGUUUACUGGAGGAUUUUAGUUUUGUUUUAGGUGUCCUUCAGGCGAGAGUGUAAACCACAUUUGUUGGUUCAAAUCGAGGCAGUUUAAGGUGAUGGUGAGAGCUCACCCUCUGCUGCCAUGAGUGCUCUGUUUGCCUGUGAGGAGCCAGCGACAUGGAGGAGUGUGUAUGAGAAGUACUGGGAUGUAGUGGAGGCAAAGACCAAAGGCAAGAAACCUGGAAAGCUGCUGAACCUUGACAAGUGGUACCAAGAGGAGCUUCCCACACUUAUUUCAAGUCGAGCUGACAAACAUGUCACUCUGUCAGAGCUGGUGAAACUGAUGGAGUGGAAGCUCACUAGAGGGAAGUUUAGGCCGAGGCUGCAGCAGCUGGUGGCGUCCAACAGUGAGGAUACUGUGGAGAAAUGUUCCAGAAAGGCCUUCAGCCUGCUGCCUGAUGUGCAGGCGGCGAUCGCAGAGCUCAGCUCCCUGAAAGGAGUUGGCCCUGCCACCGCUUCAGCUGUGUUGGCAGCAGGAGCUCCAGAACAGACUGCAUUCAUGUCUGAUGAAGCCAUGGAGAGUGUACCGGGACUAAAGCCCAUCCAGUAUACAGCCAAGCAUUAUGCUCUGUACCUGGGAAAGAUGGUUGAGCGAAGUGAAAAACUAAACACAGUGGAUCCCCAGCAGGACUGGACGCCCCACAGGCUGGAGCUGUGUUUGUGGGCGUUGACCACAGCCACUCAGCAGCAGCUCCAGCUCCUGAGGGAUGUUGAUCUAAAGGGCAGCGGUGUGGCAGAGAAGUGCUCAGACCCUCACACUGACCAGGGACCAACAAAGAAGCUCAGAACAAGAUGAAAAUUACAACUUUCAUACUUGAUGUUUUUUUUUUAUGUUA
Messenger RNA from Toxotes jaculatrix (banded archerfish), 914 nucleotides. RefSeq lists its product as uncharacterized. The coding region runs from base 161 to 874 and encodes 237 amino acids. Gene Ontology annotation, molecular function: DNA binding; catalytic activity. NCBI's taxonomy places the organism in Eukaryota, Metazoa, Chordata, Actinopteri, Toxotidae. Gene Ontology annotation, biological process: DNA repair. The transcript is spliced from 6 exons. The record is from RefSeq and is a predicted model, not a curated record.